This is a messenger RNA of Lynx canadensis (Canada lynx), 2612 nucleotides long. It is a transcript of the gene ZNF274, whose product is annotated as zinc finger protein 274. Gene Ontology annotation, molecular function: DNA-binding transcription repressor activity, RNA polymerase II-specific; RNA polymerase II cis-regulatory region sequence-specific DNA binding. NCBI's taxonomy places the organism in Eukaryota, Metazoa, Chordata, Mammalia, Carnivora, Felidae. Bases 316 to 2184 code for a protein of 622 amino acids. The record is from RefSeq and is a predicted model, not a curated record. The transcript is spliced from 8 exons. Gene Ontology annotation, biological process: negative regulation of transcription by RNA polymerase II.
UGGCGCGAAAUCCGCUCCCGUCGGGCGCUGUGCGGAGACAUCCCGGGGCCACUCUUCGGGGUGUGCGGCCUCAGUCCCUUCCCCGCCAACCUCUGGAGUCCAAGGCCGGUCUUGCCUGCCGUCUUCCUGCUGCGGGGCCGGAAGGGGCGGUGUGGUCGGGAACCCGGGGCCCAAAGGGAAGACAACUCCCUCCAGGCGUGGGGCUUAAGGUGGGCCGACCCGUUCUGGGCGCGUGCGGACUAGGGAAGGGUGUAACUUCCUCUGGGUGAGAAAGGACUGCCCACUCCCACGAGGUACGUCGAGGAGAAGGAAGGUAUGGCCUCCGGGCUUCCGACGGCCUGGUUUCGUGAACCAGUGACCUUUGAAGAUGUGACCUUGGGUUUUACUUCAGACGAAUGGGGACUGCUGGACCUCGAAAAGAAGUCCCUGUACAGGGAGGUGAUGUUGGAGAACUACAGGAACCUGGUCUCAGUGGAACAUCAGCUUUCCAAGCCAGAUGUGGUAUCUCAGUUAGAGGAGGAGGAAGCGCUCUGGUCGGUGGAGAGAGGAAUUCCUCAAGACACCUUUUCAGAGUGUCCUGCGGCUCAGUUGGACCCUCAAGUGGAUCCUCUUCCUGCUGGGAAUCCCCUGAUGAAGAUCGAAGUCGUUGAAGUCCUCACACUGAACCAAGAGGUAGCUCGUCCCCGAAAUGCCCAGAUUCGGGCCCUCUAUGCUGAAGACGAGGGCCUAAGCCCAGAAGUACUUGGGGAGCCCACUCAACAGCUAGGCAAGCAUCCAGCUGACCCUGAGGCUGCACGCCAGAGGUUCCGGGGGUUCUGCUUCGAGGAGGUGGCCGGGCCCCGAGAGGCCCUGGCCCGGUUGCGUGAGCUGUGCCGCCAGUGGCUGCAGCCCGAGGCGCACUCCAAGGAGCAGAUGCUGGAGCUGCUGGUGCUGGAACAGUUCCUGGGUGCGCUGCCCAGGAAGCUCCAGAGGUGGGUGCAGUCACAGCACCCAGAGGACUGUCAGGAGGCAGUGGCCCUGGUGGAGGAUGUAACCUGGAUAUCUGAGGAGGAAGCAUUACCUGCCCAGGACCCCACCUGCUCUCUUGAGACCACAGCUCCUCAGGAAGAGAAGGAGGAGAACAUGACCACCUGGCCGGCAAAGGCGCCACCUGAGGAACCAGUGACCUUCCUCGAUGUGGCUGUGGACUUCAGCAAGGAAGAGUGGGGGCUGCUGGACCCGAUGCAGAGGACCGAGUACCACGACGUGAUGUUAGAAACCUUUGGACACCUGGUGUCUGUGGGGUGGGAGACUACACUGGAAAGUAAAGAGUUAACUCCAAAGUCUGACAUCCCUGAGGAAGAACCAGCCCCUGACCUAAAAAUGGAAGAAUUCUCAAGGGAUGACACCUGGUCCUCUACCUCAAGAGACAUCUUGCAGGGUGGGACCCAGGAAGUCUUGGACACAGCACUGAAGCAAGUGGAGCUCACUCAGGAAGAAACCCUCCCUCAGAAAAGCCCCCAGUCCCAGGCAAACACUGGCCUUGUCACCAGCCCUAUUUCACUCCAGAAAACUCUGCCCAGGAAACGCUUGCGCAAGCGUGGCUCGCGGGUUAAGAAGGUGACGCGUGGUCCAUGUGUAAAAAUUCAUCAGAAGGGCCACAAAGGGGAAAAAGCCAGAGAAAACAGUGGUUGUGGGAGAGCCUUCAGCCGGAGCACUCAGCAGAUUACGUUCACAAGAAUUCACAAAGGGAGCCAAGUUUGCCGAUGCAGUGAAUGUGGCAAAACGUUCCGGAAUCCAAGAUAUUUCUCUGUACAUAAAAAAAUCCACACAGGGGAGAAGCCCUACGUGUGUCAGGACUGCGGGAAGGCGUUUGUUCAGAGCUCCUCCCUCACACAACAUCAGAGAGUCCACACCGGAGAGAGGCCUUUCGAGUGUCACGAGUGUGGGCGGACCUUCAAUGACCGCUCGGCCAUCUCUCAGCACUUGCGGACUCACACCGGAGCCAAGCCCUACCAGUGUCAGGACUGUGGAAAAGCCUUCCGCCAGAGCUCCCAUCUCAUCCGGCACCAGAGAACGCACACGGGGGAGCGCCCCUACAUGUGCAGCAAAUGUGGAAAGGCCUUCACCCAGAGCUCGCACCUCAUUGGGCAUCAGAAGACGCACAGUGGGGUGAAAUGCAAGAAGAAACAGCCUACCUCAUAGCCCUCAAGCUGAGCCGGUUGAAGACACAUGGCCUUUUCAGCCUGAUCCUGCAAUGUAACACGAACGGGCGUGGUUGGCAUUUGGAACUGAAUAUGAAAAGCAGCACUGAGUGAUGACGUUCUCAAGACCAAAGGACAACCAGGGAGACCACCCUGCACACAAGUAAAUGAGAAAACUGGUGGGGAGUUGUUGCUAGUGAAUAUAAGUUGGAAAAACAUUUAAUUUUUCACUCACUUGAUUUGCUGUUAUAAUUUGUUUGCUCAUUUGGUCAUUAAAAGUGAUACUAGUGAAACCUGACCAUGUUUAUAAUGUAAGUUUAAAAAGCCAGGUACCAAAAAGUCUGUGCACUGAUAUUAUAUUUGUGGUAUUUAUGCAUAUGGACAAGGACUAAAAGAGAACAAAGAUAAAUAAACUAUAUAUUUCUGUGA